Molecule: messenger RNA, 4191 nt
Organism: Peronospora farinosa
Lineage: Eukaryota; Oomycota; Peronosporomycetes; Peronosporales; Peronosporaceae
Source: the annotation of a GenBank genome assembly
AUGAACGAGAUAUUUUCAGCUGAAGAAGAGCUUCAUAAUUGUGAAGACACGGUUUUAUACGAGAUUCCGACAAGUCUCACAUCGUCUACAAGCACAAGUCCUAUUGAUGGCGAACCACGAGCUGGUAGUGAUGUGGGUUUAUUAUUACCCACACAUCAAGCAGAGAAAAAGAAGAAGAAGAAGAAAAAGGAACGACUUCGUACCCAGUCCGAGAGUGCAGCAUGGACACGAGCAUCACUUCGAAUGCGACCAUCUCCUCCUAUUGUAGACAUGGCAGCAACACCAGCUCUUGACGGAGCUUCAAGUCUUUUAACACCAGGAGGUACUGACAAGUUGGAUCAAGUUUGUAAUCGAGAGAGUUCAUUGUCUCAUUUUACAAGAGAUGGGGGACUAAAUGGAUUUGAUACGUCCAUGAUGACCAAUAGUACGGACAUUGGUCAUCGUCGACGUAGUCAUGAUAGUUCCAUGUCAAUGGCAAUUGUCCUUGGAAGUCGAGAAGGUGUGAUUAAUAUGUGGCGACAACAAGGACAGAUUUCAGAACGGGCAUCGGAGAUUCUAGAAGAUGCAAAAUUGUCAUUGCAUGGAAAAGAAAAGAAUCUGUACAAUGCGUCCUUGCGACGAUUGUCAGAAGCUCAGGAUCCACGACUUAAUGCACUUGGAGAAAGGAUCUUGUCGACGACAACAGCGGGGGAGACACGUCUUGGUGCAGAAUCGUUGUCUACUACAAGUAGCAUUUGUGAUGUCGAGCAGGAAGAGGAAGAAUCGGACGUGUUACAAGUGAAAAUGGAGGCACAUGAAAAUGCUGAAGUGUUGAAUAUGACACCAACGCAUUUGAAUACAGCUACAGUCGUACUGCAGAAUGGAGGCAAACCUUCAUUAGCUCUUGAUACGGAGAUAGACGUCAACUCGCCGUCAGGAGUCGACGAGCGUGACUCUGGUUUUCGACCACAGUCAGGAACGUUGUAUCACGAGGCUGUCAAGUGGGAAGGCGUGUUGACUAGACGAAGCGAGUGGCUGAGGAGAUUGGAACGACACUAUUAUGUAUUGGAGGGUAAGUUUCUGCGAAGGUUUGCUUCGAAAGAGGCAUACUUGUCGUCUAGAGAUGAGCCGCUUGUGCCUCAUCAUAUUCAGCCACCAAGCGAUCCGCGCAAGCCUGUACCUGGUAGUCCAGCAGCUAGCAUGACUCGGCGCAAUUCUAGCAGCCCAGCAUCAAGUGGUGUAUGUCAUUUGUACGCGCUAGCGGGGGUCAAAGACUCGUCCAGUCGCGCAAAUGGGUUCACCUUUAUUACAGAAGAUAAGAAGACACUCCAGGUGACAGCCCCAACAGCCGUGGAGAAAAUCAUAUGGAUGCGACUUGGACUUGAGGCGAUUGUGGCGCUUCCAACGCUUCCUGUAGCACCGCUUGACAUGGAGGAAUUUUAUGCGAUGUUGGUGGUACUCUAUACGGCCCACAGUGGCAACUGGCGCACAGAGGGUGACAUGGCAGUGACGCUUCCUCCACCAUCAGAGCAGGUUUUCACCCGCUUCUUCCGAUUGUUAGACAAGAAUGUUAUUUUCUGCUCGAACUAUCCGCCAUCCGUGCCUUUUCACGGCUCUUUUCGUGGUCACUCCGGUGUAGUGACUUUCAUGCAUGACUUUGCUCGACACACGCUCUGGACGAAUUUCAAGAUUGGUGGCAUGUCGGUGGAUGGAUCAAUAGCUGUUGCUUCCGGCAAGGAGGAGCUAGAGAAUCGUCGUGAUGCGCGCAAGUUUAUCCAAAAUUGGGUGCAUAAGUUUACAUUCUAUUCGGACGGACGACUUGCGCGCUUUGAAAUCAACGGCGACGUCGUUGCAGCUAGUGCAGUCUUCAAGGUUCCUGGUGCGGCAACGACACUGAAACUUCCUCAAGAAUUUAAUGAGGUGGAUGCUGAGCAUGGUCUGGAAGGCGUAUUGCUCGUCCGGGUUAUGCAGGGUCAUGGACUGAAGGCAGGCACAUCGGUUAAAAAGACAGUCAAGGAGCCGAGCAUUACAGUGCGGCUCCAGUACCGAGAGCAGUCAAAGCCGAAGUCCAAUCCAAAUGUGUCUACGCUAAGUGCCUUUUCAUCUGCUUCAGCGGGACCCUCAAUUCUGAUCGGUGGAAUUUCGAUGCCGAACCUUUCGCGAAAGUUUAGCUUCAUGACCUCCGUGGCGAGUUCUGCCGCUUUUGCGGCAUCGUCUGCUGUAGGCCACACCUCCACACCCAACAGUUCAACUCCGGUCGUAGAUCCAUUCAGCACCGGUUCCCCGCGCAACACAGAUGAUGAAUCGUAUUUGCCGACUCACCCGGUGUGGAAUUUAGUUCUCGAGCUUCCGUUCUGCGAUGUCAUUGGCACAUGCUCACUGGUGGUGGACGUAAAAGAUCACUUAAAGAAUGGAGUCGAGUCCCAGCUUGGCUUUGCUACAUUGAAUGUUGCCAGGUACUUGAUGGCUGCAGAUACCAGUGAGCGCACGAAAAUGCGUGAAGAGGCAGCUAUGGCAGCUGACAGUAAAUGGUACUCGAUCAGCAACGCUAAAGGUGAAUAUUGCGGUAAGGUACAGCUCGGGAUUACCUGUCGACGCGUUAAGCUGGACGAAAAUGAAGAUGGUGUACAGCCGCGACUAAAAAAGAGUCAAAGUGUCGUCAUCGACCGAAACAAUCCUCCAUCUUCUCACAUGUUGCAAUGGGAUGUCACUCCUGCAGCUCAUUCUCAAGCGUUGUUAGGUGCUGCAACUCCAGCACUGAAGAGCGGUAUGAAGCUCGAUUAUUAUCCCAUGGGCGGAAGCGAACAUGUGCGUCGUCAUGGCUGGGCAAACGUGAAACUCUCACCUGAAAGCACUGGUCGCACAAAAUCUGCCGGUGCUGUCGUUGGUGGUAAACACAACAAGGAUGAUUACACAGUACACAAGCAGUUUCCUUCAGGAGAAGAAAAUGCUAGCGCGCUACCCGCAGCUACUGAUGCCGUUGUCUGCAAGGAAAAUGCUGACAUGCAUACGUUUAUGGUGUGCGGUGCUCCUUUCACGAUUCCGCGGCAUUAUCAGCUUAUUAAGGUAUGUGGCCGUGGUGCGUAUGGUAUUGUAAUUGCUGCCACGAACUUGCGAACGGGUGGUAAUGUCGCUAUUAAGAAGGUAAUCGACUGUAUUUGGCAUCCGCAUCAACUCAAGCAAAUUCUUCGUGAAUGCCGAUUGAUUCGCCACAUGGCUCACGAAAAUGUGUUGAGUUUACUGGAUUUGAUUCCGCCGCCAUCGUACACGGACUUUCGAGAUGUUUACAUGACGGUGGAUCUCAUGGAGAUGGACUUGCAUCGUAUCAUCUACUCAAAGGAGGUGCUACGCGACGAUCAUAUCCGAUAUUUCCUGUUUCAAAUGCUUAGUGGUUUGCGUCACAUGCAUCGCGCUGGCGUGUUACAUCGUGACUUAAAGCCGAGUAACCUGCUUAUCAAUUCAGAUUGCCAGCUCAAAAUUUGUGAUCUUGGACUCGCACGCUCAAAAGAAGCUGAUGAUGUGGGUAUGACGGAGUAUGUGGUAACACGUUGGUAUCGUGCACCAGAGCUUUUGCUAGGUAGUGCCUAUGGUGAUGGUGUGGAUUUAUGGGCAGCAGGAUGUAUUUUUGCCGAGAUGCUCGGUCGCAAACCACUGUUCCCCGGCGAGACGUACGUGCACCAGCUCCAGCUUAUCAUGAAUGUACUGGGCGUACCGGAGGAGCAUUCGUUCAAGGAGAAUCCGUUGGCCAACAAGCUUAAAGGUCGUCAGCUACUGAGCCGAACUCAAGCAGUAGCUGGUAUUGACACAAGCACCAUGUUCCCGAACGCAAAUCCAGAGGGGUUGGAUCUACUAUGGAAGAUGCUGGUAUUUGACGUGGAGAAACGCAUUAGUGUUGAGGAGGCACUACGGCAUCCGUAUUUAGCAAUGUAUUACGACGAAGAGCGUGAGAAUGUACCGGUAGAAAAGUUUCAGAGCUUUGACCUGGAUGAUCUCGACAUGUCGGACCUCAAGGAGCUCAUGUUCAAGGAAAUCUGUCAUUUUCAUCCAGAAGAGAUGGUCAAACGUGCCCAGAAGCAGCGUGAGAAUCCUGAAACCGUGGAGAAACUUCUUCCUGGUUGGGUGAAGCGUGAGUCACGGAGUGUACCGGGCAAGUAUUACUACAGCAACCCAAAGCGUGGCAUUAGUACGUGGAUCAAAGAAGAAAUGGAUUAA